UAAUAUUUUGUUAGGUUUGGUCCAAGAAAAUUUGAUAUGGCAAUGAGUUCUAAUUACUUAGACGCAACUUUGAAGGAAACAUUUAGGAGGAGCCCUUUCAAAUUCGCUAAUACAAAGGUUCCUCAUGCUGGCCUAGGCGACAGUAUUUCUCCUAUAAAAGAAGUUCCUGAAGAAGAAGAAGUUCCAAAUGAUCCCGUCAAUAUCCAGAUUCCGUUCAUCGAAUCAGCUCUUUCCGCAUCUCGGCUUCGCGGAAAGAAUACGAACGUAUAUUAUGAGUAUAUACAAUUAAGUCAAGGAAUAAGCCAAGGUCGUUUAGAAGUCGUGAAGGACUUCUUGAACCAUCAUCCGGACUCAGUGGACGAAUGGAUAAACCUUUAUGAGACGCCAUUGUUAAAGGCUUGCGCGUGUGGGAAACCCGAGAUUGUUAAAGAGCUUCUGCGUCGUAUGACACCUGAACAAAUGCUUCCCAAGAUGAGCCAAAAUGCUUCGUACCACACGCCUCUCACUGUUGUUGCGGUUAGUGGAAACAUGGAGAUUGCUGAAGCCUUAGUCGCCAAGAACCCUAAGCUACUAGAGAUUCCUGGAAUCAAUGGACAAAUUCCUGUUGUGGUUGCGGUUGAGAAUACACAGAUGGAGAUGGCUCGCUAUCUUUACACCAGAACUCCAGUUCAGGUGUUACUUGCCGAAGAUGGGUAUCACGGUUCUUUGCUCUUUCUCAAUGCCAUCUUCUAUAAAAUGCUCGACAUUGCAUUGGAUCUGUUUAACAUGAGCAGACGCUUGGCCGUCACAAAACACUUGCAAAUAGAGUCGAUUCCCAUAAUUGUCUUGGCUUCAAAGCCAGAUCUUUUUCCUGGUGGCUGCUAUCUCGGACCAUUGACACGUUUCAUCUACUCUUGGAUACAAGUAAAGCUGCCAACUCUUCCACAGCCUUCUCGUUCAAACAGAGAUCAUCAUAAUACUCUGAUGGGGAGAAUGUUGAAAGGCCUCUCCAAAUGGACCGGAAUAGAUGAAGUGUACCGACUUAAGGUCAUGCAUCUACAAGCCAAGAAGCUUCUACGGGGAAUAUCAGAAGAAACACUGGCCUUGGGCUUGAAGGAACGUUCUGAGACAGUAGAUGAGGCUUUACUAUUUGCAGUGAGAUACGGGAAUGUGGAUUUCUUGGUGGAGAUGAUCAAGAACAACUCCGAGCUUCUAUGGUCCACGAGAACAAGCUCAAGCAGUACUCUGUUUCUCUUGGCCGUCGAGUUCAGACAAGAGAAGGUGUUUAGUCUCCUCUACGGUCUGGACGACAGGAAGUACUUGUUACUCGCCGACAAGGACUGUGACGGCAAUGGUGUGCUUCAUCUCGCCGGCUUUCCUUCUCCUCCUUCCAAGCUCUCUAGUGUCGUUGGGGCACCUUUGCAGUUGCAACGCGAGUUACAAUGGUUCAAGGAAGUGGAGAGAAUCGCUCCGGAGAUCGAGAAGGAGAGAGUAAACACAGAAGAGCUAACACCGAUCGAGAUAUUCACAAAGGAGCACCAAGGACUCCGACAAGAAGCAGAGAAAUGGAUGAAAGAUACGGCCAUGUCUUGCAGCUUAGUCGCGGCUCUCAUCGUCACGGUCACCUUCGCGGCGGUCUUCACUGUCCCUGGUGGCACCGACGACAAUUCAGGAGGUAAACCCUUUCACCUACAUGAUCGGAAAUUCAUCAUAUUCAUCGUCUCAGAUUUGAUCUCUUGCUUCGCCUCUUGCACCUCCGUCCUCAUCUUCCUUGGAAUACUAACCGCAAGAUACUCCUUCGACGAUUUCUUGGUCUUUCUGCCAACGAAGAUGAUUGCCGGACUUUCGAUAUUGUUCGUCUCAAUCGCGGCGAUGCUUAUAGCAUUCUCGUCGGCGCUAUUCACGAUGAUGGGUAAAGAGAAACGGAUCGUUGCUCCGACGAUCCUUUUCGCAUGUUUACCGGCGCUGUUGUUUGUUCUGCUUCAGAUUGGCCCUAAAAGUUUGAUAACGGCUUUGAGUUCUAAUCAUCACUUAGAUGCAGCUUUCAGGAAAACAGUUUGGAAGAACCCUUUCAAUUUCACUAACACAAUUAAGGUUCCUCGUGGCGGCCUAGGCGACAGUUUCUCACAUGUAAAAGAAGUUACGAAUGAUCUCAUCAAUUCCCAGAUUCCGUCCAUCAAACUUCACGAGAAGGUUACACAUGUAUACUAUGAUUAUAUGCAAUUAAGUAAAGGAAUAAUCCAAGGGAGUGUAGAGGAUGUGAAAGAUUUCUUGAACCGAAGUCCAGGCGCAGUGGACGAAUGGAUAAACCCUUACGAGACACCAUUGUUGAAAGCUUGCGCAUAUGGAAGACCCGAGAUUGUUAAAGUGCUUCUUCGUCGCAUGAAACCUGAACAAAUGCUUCCCAAGAUGAGCCAUAACACUUCAUACCACACACCGCUCACUGUUGUAGCAGUCACCGGAAACAUGGAGAUUGCCAAAUACUUGCUUGGCAAGAACUUUGGGCUGCUAAAGAUGCCGGGCAUAAAUGGACAGCUUCCAGCCGUGGUUGCAAUUGCGAACGGGCAUAAAGAGAUGGCUCGGUACUUUUACAUGAAAACUAUGCGUUCUCUGUUACUUGAUGAGGAUGGGUACCACGGUACCUUGCUCAUUAUCAACGCCAUCUACUACAAAAUGAUCGACAUUGCGCUGUGUUUUCUUUGCGCAAAGACACGCUACCUUGCCGUCACUAAACACUUGCAGAUAGAGUCGACUCCCAUCAUCGUUUUAGCUUCAAAACCGGACCUUUUCCCCAGCGGCUGCCGUCUCGGACCAUUGGAACGCAUCAUAUACGAUUGUAUACAAGUAAAGCUUCAGGCUAAUCCAGGUUGGUUUUAUCCAAAAAAAGAUCAGCAAACUACCCUGAUGAGGAGGCUGCUUAAGUGUCUCUCCAAAUGGACUGGAAUAGAUGAAGUGUACCAAGUGAAGGUUAUGCAUCUACAAGCCAAGAAGCUUUUAUUGGUAAUAUCAGAAGAAACACGGGCCAUGGGAUUAAAGGAACGUUCCGAGACAGUGGGUGAGGCCUUACUCUUUGCAGUAAUGUAUGGGAAUGUGGAUUUCUUGGUGGAGAUGAUCAAGAACAACUCCGAGCUUCUAUGGUCCACGAAAACGAGCUUGAGUAGAACUCUGUUUCUCUUGGCCGUCGAGUUGAGACAAGAAAAAGUGUUUAGUCUACUCUACGGUCUGGACGAUAGGAAGUACUUGUUGCUCGCGGAAAGGGACUGUGAUGGCAAUGGUAUGCUUCAUCUCGCCGGCUAUCUUUCUCCUCCUUGCAAGCUCUCUACCGUUACUGGCGCAGCUUUGCAGAUGCAACGUGAGUUACAAUGGUUCAAGGAAGUGGAGAAAAUUGUACCAGAGAUCGAGAAGCAGAGAGUAAACACAGCUGGACAAACACCAAUCGAGAUAUUCACAAAGGAGCACCAAACAUUGCGCCAAGAAGCUGAGAAAUGUAUGAAAUACACGGCGAUGUCGUGCAGCUUAGUCGCGACUCUCAUAUUCACGGUCACCUUCGCGGCCGUCUUCACCGUCCCCAACUACAACUCACACGGCAAACCCUUUCACCUACGUGAUCAUACUUUCAUCACAUUCGUCAUCUCCGAUCUGAUCUCUUGCUUCGCAGCUUGCACUUCCGUCCUCAUCUUCUUCGGGAUACACACCGCAAGGUACUCCUUCGAUGAUUUCUUGUUUUCGCUACCGACAAAGAUGAUCGCCGGACUUUCCAUACUGUUCGUUUCAAUCGGGGCAAUGCUUGUGGCAUUCUCGUCGGCGCUAUUCAUGAUGAUGAAUAAAGAGAAAUGGAUUGUUGCCCCGACGAUCCUUCUCGCUUGUUUACCGGCGCUGCUGUUUGUUCUGCUUCAGUAUCCUCUCCUCAAAGAAAUGAUCUUUUCGACUUACGGCAAAGGAAUCUUCGACAGGGACUUGAAAUGUUGGGUUGGUUGAAAGGCAUUGAACAAAAUAGACUAUAAUUA
Arabidopsis arenosa is the source of this 3986-nucleotide messenger RNA. The record is from the annotation of a GenBank genome assembly. NCBI's taxonomy places the organism in Eukaryota, Viridiplantae, Streptophyta, Magnoliopsida, Brassicales, Brassicaceae.